Molecule: messenger RNA, 786 nt
Organism: Myxocyprinus asiaticus (Chinese sucker)
Lineage: Eukaryota; Metazoa; Chordata; Actinopteri; Cypriniformes; Catostomidae
Source: the annotation of a RefSeq genome assembly
AUGGCCCACCAAGCACAUGCAUAUCAUAUGGUUGAUCCACGCCCAUGACCACUAACCGGCGCAAUCGCUGCUCUCCUCCUGACAUCCGGAUUAGCAAUCUGGUUCAUUUUCCACUCAACUACCCUAAUAACCCUAGGAUUAAUUCUUACCCUCCUGACAAUAUAUCAGUGGUGACGUGAUAUUAUCCGAGAAGGAACAUUUCAAGGCCACCACACACCCCCUGUACAAAAAGGCCUACGCUACGGAAUAAUUCUGUUUAUCACAUCCGAAGUGUUCUUCUUCCUGGGCUUCUUCUGAGCCUUCUACCACUCUAGCCUCGCACCCACUCCUGAGCUAGGAGGAUGUUGACCACCAACGGGAAUCACAACCCUGGAUCCAUUCGAGGUGCCACUUCUUAACACAGCCGUUCUACUAGCGUCCGGAGUUACAGUAACGUGGGCACACCACAGCCUAAUAGAAGGAGAACGUAAACAGGCCAUUCAAUCUUUAGCCCUUACAAUUCUACUUGGGCUCUACUUCACUGCCCUACAGGCCAUAGAAUACUAUGAAGCGCCCUUCACAAUCGCGGACGGAGUCUAUGGUUCAACCUUCUUUGUAGCCACAGGAUUCCAUGGGCUUCACGUCAUUAUCGGAUCGACCUUCUUAGCCGUGUGCCUCCUACGCCAAAUUCAAUACCACUUUACAUCUGAACACCACUUCGGCUUCGAAGCUGCCGCAUGAUACUGACACUUCGUCGACGUAGUAUGACUAUUCCUCUACGUAUUCAUCUACUGAUGAGGCUCAUAA